Messenger RNA from Oncorhynchus nerka (sockeye salmon), 2576 nucleotides. RefSeq names its product protocadherin alpha-C2-like. Gene Ontology annotation, molecular function: calcium ion binding. Lineage: Eukaryota; Metazoa; Chordata; Actinopteri; Salmoniformes; Salmonidae. Bases 135 to 2576 code for a protein of 813 amino acids. Gene Ontology annotation, cellular component: plasma membrane. The record is from RefSeq and is a predicted model, not a curated record. Gene Ontology annotation, biological process: homophilic cell-cell adhesion. The transcript has a single exon.
GCUGCAGAACAGACCUGUUUCAGCUUCAACAAACAUGCCUCUUUAUUUUAUAACAACGAUAAUUCUCUGAACAACUGGCUGCUACACGGGAUUUUUGUACACUCAUUAAUAGCAUCCGAGUGUAUAAGGAGUCUAUGUCUGGCUGGAAUUCAACGUUCAGAAUGCAUCGGGGAAAAAGGUGUUUCUCGGCUGUCUUUGUUUUUUGUACGUUAUGGAGCAGCACUUUGUCCGUGACUCGGUACUCCAUACCCGAGGAGAUGGAGAGGGGGUCCGUCGUGGCCAAUUUAGCCGCAGAUUUGGGUCUGGAGGUUGGAGUUCUGGCUCAUCGCGAGGUAAAACUUGAAAUGUUCCAAGAAAGCAAUAAAUAUCUGGAUGUCAACAAAAAGACAGGGGAGCUCUACAUUGUUGAAAAGAUGGACAGAGAAUACCUCUGCCCAUCGAAAACCGCAACAACAUGUUUUGUUAAACUAGACGUUAUCAUUGAAAGUCCCUUGCGCAUUUUCAAUAUCGAGCUAGAAAUCAAAGAUAUCAAUGAUAAUGCUCCUCAUUUUCGUAGAGACAGGGUAGAGCUUGAUGUUUCAGAGUCGGCUACCCCGGGUGAGAGAUUCUCCUUGCCAAAUGCCGUGGACCCAGAUGGUGGUAUAAACACUGUAAAAAUGUACAAACUCAGUGAAAGCGAACAUUUCACAAUCGAAAUUCAGACUGGGAGUGAUGGUACUAAAUACGUUGACAUGGUUUUGACAAAGGCUUUAGAUCGAGAGGAGCACGCCGUUCAUCAUCUAAUAUUGACCGCUGUAGAUGGCGGGGUUCCUGCGCGCUCGGGUACAGCUAAUAUCAUUGUUAGGGUGCUAGAUACCAACGACAACGCCCCACGAUUCGACCACCCGGUUUAUUCCGUUAAUAUGACAGAGAACUCCCCGAUCGGAACGCUAGUAAUGAAGCUUAACGCCACAGAUUUAGAUGAGGGCCCAAAUGCAGAAAUCACGUAUUCAUUCACACUUUACACAUCAGAGAAAACACAAGACGUCUUUGCACUAAAUCCAAACACAGGAGAGAUAAUAGCGAAGGGCACUAUUGAUUAUGAAGACAUGAAGUUUUACGAGAUGCAUGUUGAGGCUAAGGACAAAGGACAGCAUCCCCUAUUGGGGCAGUGUAAAGUUGUAGUGCGCGUUACAGAUAUGAACGACAACUAUCCCGAUAUCACCGUUAAAUCUUAUAAGAGCACAGUUAAUGAGAAUAUUCCCGUGGGGACAGUCAUAGCUAUCGUAGGGAUAAGCGAUAGGGACACAGGUGACAAUGGCAAAGUCAGCCUAUCUAUAAACCAAAACCUGCCAUUUGUUUUGAACAAGUCCUCUGACGUCCUUUAUGAGCUCAAAGUCUCAGAGCCAUUAGACCGUGAGAAAGUGCCAGAAUAUGACAUCACACUCGUUGUGACCGAUGGAGGAACGCCCCCCUUGUCUGAUAAUGUAACGAUAACUUUACAUCUAUUGGAUGUCAAUGAUAACGGGCCACUCUUCCCUCACUCGUUCUACACUAUACCCGUUAUAGAGAAUAAUGCACCUGGGGCCUUGCUAAGUUCCCUCACUGCGUUUGAUCCAGACCUCCAUGAAAACCAGUAUCUAGUUUAUUUCAUCAUAGAGAAGGAGAUAGUGAACACCUCCAUGUCCAUGCUGUUCUCCAUCAAUCCGGAGAACGGUAAUCUUUACGCACUAAAGACGUUUGACUAUGAGAUAGAGAAGGAGUUCCUUUUCCACAUUGAGGCCAGAGACUCUGGUGUUCCUCCGCUCAGCAGUAACGUGACUGUCCACAUCAUUAUUGUGGACCAGAACGACAACACCCCGGUCAUAGUGUCUCCGUGGCGCGCGCACGGCUCCGUGGUGGAGGAGAAGAUCCCCAGAUCCACCGAUAAAGGAUCCCUGGUCUCCAAGGUGAUAGCCAUAGACACGGACUCGGUCCAGAACUCUCGGAUUACAUACCAGUUUCUACAGGUUACUGACGCUACUCUAUUCAGUCUGGACCAAUACAACGGAGAGAUACGUACUAUGAGAAUGUUCAGUUACAGAGAUCCGCGUCAUCAACGGCUGGUUGUCAUCGCCAAGGACAACGGGGAUCCUGCUCUCUCUGCUACAGUUACCAUAAAGCUCUCAACAGUGGAGACUGCCGUUAAAGCCUACUCUGACAUGACUGAAGUGCCGCUAGAAUAUGACAUAUUUUCAGAUUUAAACCUGUAUUUGGUGAUUGGCCUGGGCUCAGUGUCCUUUCUGUUAUUGAUCACCAUAUUGGUCACCUGUGUGCUGAAGUGUCAGAAACCAAUGCCAAGUAAAGCGACCCCUCCCAGUAGGAACAGCGUGAUCAGCGAGAGGAAUUCGACCAUCGCAGAUUCCACCCUGGUCUCCAACGAUGCCUACUGGUACAGUCUGUUUCUAGCGGAGACGAGGAAAGGAAAGCUGGUAGUCAGACAGCCUGUGCCAAAGGCGGGUUCCAGAUACAUCGUGUCCAGUCUACCAAGGAGCACUGGCCUGACAGAGACCAGCGACUCAGCGGCCUCUACUUUGCAGGUAAUACUAAACUCUUAA